Messenger RNA from Ochlerotatus camptorhynchus, 3209 nucleotides. Its product is annotated as V-type proton ATPase 116 kDa subunit a 1-like. Gene Ontology annotation, biological process: proton transmembrane transport; vacuolar acidification. Gene Ontology annotation, cellular component: vacuolar proton-transporting V-type ATPase complex; vacuolar proton-transporting V-type ATPase, V0 domain; plasma membrane. Gene Ontology annotation, molecular function: proton-transporting ATPase activity, rotational mechanism; ATPase binding. The transcript is spliced from 7 exons. Lineage: Eukaryota; Metazoa; Arthropoda; Insecta; Diptera; Culicidae. Bases 467 to 2962 code for a protein of 831 amino acids. The record is from RefSeq and is a predicted model, not a curated record.
ACGCUCCAGUCGACGACCAGACCAUGUGAUCAGUUGCUCUAUACAUAGGAGUAAAUACGCGUGUGUUGCUUAGGUCCACGUAUGUAUGGAAAAUCUUCGGUGCAAAAUAUCGUUAGUAGUCUAAUAGCCAUAUCGAAAUUGUGUGACAUAUGCCAACAAUAGUGUUUAAUAAUAACUACACAUCAUUCGUGCUGGCUGUGGACGUUCAUGUACAUUAAUUUGCUGGCUUAUCAAACACUUUUAUUCGGUUUGAUCGUUCAGUAGUGCUUUGCCUUUCGCAGAUGUAACAUCGCCCGUAAAAUUUCGGACAUUACCGGAAAUUUAUCGACUAAGUGAAAGAGCCGACACAAAAAGGUUAAUCGUCGCGGUUGGUUGCAUUCGACGAUCAUCCUCGCUGGAGCAACCCAAUUCUUGUCACUGUUAACAAGUUACAGGCGGAGAAAACUUGACCCUUGAUCCCAGCAAGAUGGGGGCAAUGUUUAGGAGCGAGGAGAUGGCCUUGUGCCAAAUGUUCAUCCAACCGGAGGCAGCUUACACUUCCGUUUCCGAGUUGGGUGAAACGGGUGCUGUUCAGUUUCGUGAUUUGAACUCCGAGGUAAACGCAUUUCAGCGUAAAUUCGUUAGCGAGGUCCGUCGAUGCGACGAAAUGGAACGCAAACUUCGCUACGUGGAGGCCGAGGUGAAGAAGGAUAAUGUAAAAAUUCCGGACAUACGUGACGAACUGCCACGGGCACCGAAUCCUCGGGAGAUAAUCGAUUUGGAAGCGCACCUUGAAAAAACGGAAAGUGAAAUCUUGGAGCUAUCCCAGAACGCCGUCAAUUUGAAGUCUAAUUAUCUCGAAUUGACGGAGCUGAAGCACGUGUUAGAACGCACCCAAGGUUUUUUCUUCGAACAAGAAGGUGCCGUUAAUUUGGAUGCCACCAGGAAUAAUCUCAUUAUUGAUGAUCCAACUCAUGCUCAGACAAGAGGACGUCUGGGCUUUGUCGCUGGCGUUAUUCAGCGAGAGAAAGUACCCGGUUUCGAGCGUAUGUUGUGGAGAAUCUCGCGUGGUAACGUUUUUCUGCGUCAGGUGGAGCUGGAGAAACCGUUGGAAGAUCCAGCAACUGGUAACGAAAUCUACAAAACCGUGUUUGCAGCCUUCUUCCAAGGUGAGCAACUGAAGACCAGAAUCAAGAAAGUUUGCACGGGCUACCAUGCAUCACUCUAUCCAUGUCCGAGCGCCGCCGACGAACGCGAAGAAAUGGUAAAAGGUGUUCGCACGCGUUUGGAGGAUUUGAACAUGGUGCUGAACCAAACCCAAGAUCAUCGCUCCCGUGUACUAUCCACUGUUGCUAAGGAGUUGCCACGUUGGACAAUAAUGGUGAAGAAAAUGAAGGCGAUUUAUCAUACUUUAAACUUGUUCAACAUGGACGUGACAAAAAAGUGUUUGAUCGGAGAAUGUUGGGUUCCCGUUCUUGACCUUCCAGUCGUACAAAAAGCUUUGUCGGAUGGAUCAGCAGCGGUUGGAAGUACAAUUCCAUCUUUCUUGAAUGUUAUUGAAACAAGCGAACAGCCGCCUACCUUCAACAGAACCAACAAAUUUACACGUGGCUUCCAAAAUUUAAUUGAUUCCUAUGGUAUUGCAUCGUACCGUGAAGCAAAUCCAGCACUGUACACGAUUAUUACAUUCCCGUUCUUGUUCGGAAUCAUGUUUGGCGAUCUGGGCCAUGGACUUAUAAUGGCAUUGUUUGGUUUUUGGAUGGUCUCCGGUGAGAAGAAGCUGGGUGCUAAGAAAUCCAGUAAUGAAAUUUGGAACAUCUUUUUCGGAGGCCGUUACAUCAUUUUGCUGAUGGGCUUGUUUUCAAUGUAUACUGGAUUUGUAUACAACGACGUUUUCUCAAAAUCUAUGAAUAUAUUUGGAAGUUCCUGGAAUGUCAACUACAACACAUCAACUAUAAUGACAAACAAAGAUCUUACUCUGAACCCAGGUUCAUCGGAUCUCAUCGAUGAUGUUUAUCCUAUCGGAUUGGAUCCUGUCUGGCAGCUUGCUAGCAACAAAAUUAUUUUCCUUAAUUCCUACAAAAUGAAAUUGUCCAUCAUUUUCGGAGUUGUUCAUAUGAUAUUCGGCGUUUGCAUGAGCGUUGUCAAUCAUAACUUCUUUAACAAGCGCAUAAGCAUCCUGUUGGAGUUCCUUCCCCAGAUCAUUUUCCUAGUAUUGCUGUUUGCUUACAUGGUGUUCAUGAUGUUUUUGAAAUGGAUUCAGUACACGGCCAAGACCGAUUUUCAACCGAAUACCCCAGGUUGUGCUCCAUCCGUGCUGAUUAUGUUCAUCAACAUGAUGCUUUUCAAGCAAACACCACCUCUGCAUGGUUGUGAAGAGUUCAUGUACUCUUUCCAAAGUUCUUUGCAACGCACAUUUGUCUUCAUUGCUUUGGUUUGUAUUCCUUGGAUGCUCCUCGGCAAACCGUUUUACAUUAUGUUCAACAAGAAGAAAACGGCUGCUGCUCAUCACAAUGGUGGCAUCAAUCAGCAGACGGAGACUGCACUUGAUACUUCGGAGGCUGCGAAAACUUCUGAACACGGAGAACACGAAGACGAACCGAUUAGUGAGGUUUUCAUCCAUCAAGCCAUUCAUACCAUUGAAUACGUUCUUAGUACCGUAUCACACACCGCGUCCUACCUCCGUUUGUGGGCUUUGUCGCUUGCUCAUGCUCAACUUUCGGAGGUGCUGUGGAAUAUGGUCCUUUCCAUGGGACUACAUCAAUCUUCAUACAAGGGAGCAAUUAUGCUGUACUUUGUGUUUGGAGCAUGGGCUUUGUUUACUCUGGCAAUCUUGGUAAUGAUGGAAGGUUUGUCAGCAUUCUUGCACACACUUCGUCUCCAUUGGGUCGAGUUCAUGAGCAAGUUCUACGAGGGCCUUGGAUACGUUUUUCAGCCAUUCUCCUUCAAGCUUAUUCUAGAGGCAGACGACGAUGUUGAUUAAGUGUUUUAUUUAAUGUGCAAUCUCGAACAUUUUUUCGCCAUAGCCACCGUGAAUGAACAGUAUUUUAUCGUUAAUUUUGAAUCGUAAAGUGCACUUGUCUUUGGUAUUCUACUGAUUUUGUAAAACAAGUUUUAGUUUAAAUCAGAAUCUCCUUUUUCUGUUAUUUUAUUUAAUCAGUAUUAUUUUUGUUGUCGUAUCACGGUAUUCCUUUGAGUAUAUCAGUAGAAUAAAGAAAGUUUUGCACGAU